AUGUCUAUCUCACCUAUAAUCACCUUCAAGGCAGGCAGAUGCGAACUUGAUACAUCUAGCCAGCCUUAUAAAGUUACACCUGACCCAACCCCAGGUUAUAUCUACCUAUACUCCGAAGAUGAUCUUGUUCACUUUUGCUGGCGUGAACGAAGCAAGCCUAUGACCGAUGAAGACAACCUGGAUCUUGUUAUGUUUCCAACCGAUGGACAUUUCGAGCCAUACGAAUACAAGACCUCGGAUCAACCCACUUCCAAGACCAAUGGUCGUAUUUUCGUCUUGAAGUUCUCGUCAUCCUCUCAAAGACAUCUAUUCUGGUUGCAAUCGAAGUCACAAGCCCGGAAUGGAGAUCUAAGCUGGUUCAGCCCACGCGAUUUGAAGAUUGGCCAGAUCGUCGACACGUUACUGCAAGGCGAAGAGGUCAAUGUCUCCGAGGAGAUUGCACAAGUACGCGGCGGCAACGAUGACAAUGAUGAGGAUGAGACUAUGGAAGAUGUCGAGGGCCAUGGCGAUCAAUCAGAAAACCAUCGUGGGGGUAGUGGCGGCGCAGGACCAGGUGCUACGGGUGGGGAUGUUAGAGAGGAGGGUGCGGGUGCACGAGAAGGUGGGGCUGAUGGCGGGCGAGCUGCCAGUGGGCCACAAGAUACUGCGACGGUUGUUCAAAAUUUCCUCAACUCCCUGAAAGGUUCAACCGGACAGCAACAGCAAUCCCCCCAGGGUCAGAUUUACACAACACUACCAGAUCUACUACCAUCCUCUACCACAAUUCCGACUAUCGAUUCCGCAUCCCCGGCUCAAAUCGAUAAUCUCCUUUGCUACUUGCCUCCAACAAUCCUUCUCCUUGCACAAGAAUCAAGUGCACAAAUAGACGGGAUGGUUGAACCAAAUGCCGAAACGACAAGUGCUGCUAUCCAGACUCUGAGCCUCGACCAGAAGAUAUCGAUAUUGAAGCGGGUAUUGAGGAGUCCUCAGUUUCACCAGGGCCUAGGCAGCCUUACAAUGGCGAUUCGAGAUGGUGGGUUACCUAGCAUUGCCGAGGCGUUGGGGAUUAAGUUAGACAAUGGAGGCUUGGUUAGAGGGGGGAACGUCCCCCUCGGCGGAGGAGAUGCGGUCCAGUCGUUUAUCGAGGGUGUAAAGAAGACGGUGCAGGAAAAGUUCCUCCUCCUCUCCUCCAAAUACUACCCUCCCUCAAGCACUCAAGCAGCCCCUUCUCCAAACACAUCCAAGCCCGGGGCGGAUCCUACCACACCUCCCUCCAUCAAGCAUCAAGAUCGUGCUCUCCGACGGCUACCCUUCAAACACACACACCACCCUCAUCACACUAUGAACUUGAACUCCUUUAACCAACGGGCCCAGCAGAAGGAUCUCGCCCAUACUCUCAGCCUAAGACGACCAAACGCCAGACGGCCGAUCGCCAGACUACCAACCGUCACACCCCCACCCGCCUACCAAGCAAACAACAUGAACAAUCCAGGAGGAAACAACAUGAAUCAUCAAGGAGGAAACAACAUGCUUCAUCCAGGAGGAAACAACAUAAACCAUCCAGGAGGAAACAACAUGAAUCAUCCAGUACCAAACCCCAUGCUUCAUCCAGCAAUCCACACCCUGAACAUGCACCAUCCAGGAGUAACCACCGUGAACAUGCCCAAUCCAGCCCUAAAUAUCCAGGUCAAUGAUGGCGAGGAAUCAGACAUGGAAGAGGAAGAGCCCAAGCUAGCUAACUUCAAGAUCACCAUCAACGCCCCUCUCACCAUCCUCGGCGACAGCAACAUCGUUUGCGCUGACACCGGUGCCAGUGCUGGAAAAAUCGCCGUCGCCGUCGUCUCGGCUCUGAGACACCUGUGCGGAGACGGUGCUGGUAGCAUUCCCAUGUUUGAUGGUGAUGGAUCUCCCCGCCCUAUCGAUGUUACUGUUAUGUCAGAGAUGAGGAUUGAGGGCUCGCACAAUAUUCUUGGAGAGAAGGGUCUCGACGAAUUUGGACAGAUGCUGAAGAGGGAGAGGGAUGAAAGCGAGCCUUUGGAGGUGGAUCCGAAACGUCCUCGUCGGGGUUAA
This is a messenger RNA of Venustampulla echinocandica, 2049 nucleotides long. RefSeq lists its product as uncharacterized. Bases 1 to 2049 code for a protein of 682 amino acids. Gene Ontology annotation, biological process: ubiquitin-dependent protein catabolic process. The record is from RefSeq and is a predicted model, not a curated record. NCBI's taxonomy places the organism in Eukaryota, Fungi, Ascomycota, Leotiomycetes, Helotiales, Pleuroascaceae. Gene Ontology annotation, molecular function: ubiquitin binding; proteasome binding; endopeptidase activator activity. Gene Ontology annotation, cellular component: cytoplasm; nucleus; proteasome regulatory particle, lid subcomplex. The transcript has 5 exons.